Molecule: messenger RNA, 1644 nt
Organism: Penicillium chermesinum
Lineage: Eukaryota; Fungi; Ascomycota; Eurotiomycetes; Eurotiales; Aspergillaceae
Product: cytochrome P450
Exons: 4
Coding region: 1-1644 (547 amino acids)
Molecular function (GO): monooxygenase activity; oxidoreductase activity, acting on paired donors, with incorporation or reduction of molecular oxygen; heme binding
Source: RefSeq, a predicted model, not a curated record
AUGGCGUUUGGUGAUAACCUCGUAGCCGUGGGAGGGAUCUCCCUCCUAGAGGCGUAUUUGCUGCAGCGAACAGUCUUUGCAGAUGAGACCUUUUACACUCUGUGCUGGUGGGCAUUCGGGUCCAACUUUGCGGUCCUGACCCUUUACAGCGCUAUUAUCUGGCCGUUUUUCUUGAAAUCCCCUGCGCCACCUGCCUACAGUACCGGUAAGUCAGAUGAAUCAUCUUCGACUCCCCACGAGGGCGCUCUGCCACUGAUAUGGAUGAAAACCAUCCCUAAUGACGGCCUCAUCCAUCUGCGUGAUCGCAUCAGUUACAGUCUCCUGAUUCCCACCAAUCACCAAGCUCUCCUGGACAUCAUGAGCACCAACACGUACGAUUUCGAGAAGCCUCGUCGGGCCCGCGACUUCCUCGCCCGCAUCUUGGGCUUUGGAUUGAUUCUGUCUGAGGGCGCCGCCCACAAGAAGCAGCGCAAGGCUCUGACUCCCGCGUUCAAUAUCAAGAACAUCCGUGCCAUGUACACCCUCAUGUGGGACAAGACCAACCAGUGCCUUGAGGAAAUGGAAAAGGAGCUCAAGGCCAAUCCGAUGGAAGGGACUAACCCCGCAGAUGGGGUUGGGAAAUUAGAGAUGGGCGUCUGGGGCAGCCGUCUGACCCUCGAUAUCAUCGGCCCUGUCGCCAUGGGACGGGACUUCCGCUCCCUGCAAAACUCGGAGAACAAAGUCGCGGAAAGUUUCCUGCGGAUCCUGGAGCCGACGAAGGAGAAAAUGGCGUUCCUGGCCCUGAACUUUGUGUUCCCUCAGUGGUUUACCCAGCGCAUCCCCUGGCGAUUGAAUAAGGUGGUCGCCGAGGAGACCGGAUUCCUGCGGAGCCUCUGCAAUGAUAUCGUGCGCGAGAAACGAGAAGCCCUGGAGAGCUCCAAAGCCUCCGCUCAGGAUCUCGAGGCCGAUAUCCUGGGAACGAUGAUGCUGGGCGGAGACUUUAGUGACACAGAGCUGGUCGAUCAGAUGUUGACAUUCCUCGCUGCCGGGCAUGAAACGACCGCCAGCGCCCUGACUUGGACCUGCUACCUUCUCACUCAAUACCCCGACGUCCAGCAGCGCCUCCGCGACGAGAUCCGCCAGCAUAUCCCCAGCGCCGAGGCCCAAAUCACACACGCCGACCUCGAAUCCCUCCCUCUUUUAAACGGCGUCUGCCAAGAGGUUCUACGCCUGUACCCGACCGUCCCUGCCACAGUCCGCGAAUCGAUCCGCGACACCAUGGUGGCAGGCAAACGCGUACCCAAGGGAACGAGGCUGAUCAUCUGCCCGUACGCGAUCAACCGCGCGCCAAUCUUCUGGGGCGACAACGGCGAGGAGUUUAUCCCAGAGCGCUGGAUCGACACCGACAAGAACGGGAACCUGGUGCCGAACAACCACGGCGGCGCGUCGACCAAUUUUGCUCAGAUCACCUUCUUGCAUGGCCAGCGCUCGUGUAUCGGCAAGGAUUUCGCGCGCGCCGAGCUGCGCUGUGCGGUGGCGGGGGUGGUUGGGCGCUUUGCGUUCGAGAUGCAGGAUCCUACGCAGGAGAUCCACAUCGCCGGCGCUGUCACGACGAAACCCGUUGAAGGGAUGAAUCUGGCCAUGCGCCGGGUGGAAGGAUGGUAA